This is a messenger RNA of Paramecium pentaurelia, 609 nucleotides long. NCBI's taxonomy places the organism in Eukaryota, Ciliophora, Oligohymenophorea, Peniculida, Parameciidae. The record is from the annotation of a GenBank genome assembly.
UAAUGAAUAUACAGGAACGUCCAAAUUUGUUUAUCUUGUAUCCCUAUCCAUUCAAUAGAGAUGCGAAGUUUAAGUAUGUAGAAAUAAAUUAUUCGCCUUCAUUUAGUGAGUAUAGAAUUCACUCAAUUUUAUAAGAACCAUGAAAUGUAUGAUGGAAACUAUACCAAUAUUCAAUAAUGACAUGGACCCUGCUCAACCUGGAUUUAUACCACUUAUAGAUUAAGUAUUAAUUAUAUUGAUUUAGCCUCUUCAUCUAUAACAUAAUGAUCAAUAUCAAAAUUAAUACUAAAAAAAGUAUUAAGAAUUGACUUAAAAAAAUAAAGUGCUUGUAAGUAUUUUUAAUGAUAUCAGCACUUUCCCAAACCUAAAAGCCAGUCAAAAUAUUGUAAUGUUUGUAAACAACAUUAUGAAGAUUAUUUAGAUGUAUUACUUUACUUAAAUUAGCAUAUUAAAUCUAAAACACACAAGUCAUAAUUUACAAAAAAUCAAUAUAUUAAGAAAAUCUAGACAUUAGCUAAAGAAGUUUAAGAAAAAGUAGUAUCUACAAUCGAAUAGUAAGAAUCUACUGAAGUUUAACCUAAGAAAAUGAAAAAAACUAAACUAAAUUGA